This is a messenger RNA of Funneliformis mosseae, 1329 nucleotides long. The record is from the annotation of a GenBank genome assembly. Lineage: Eukaryota; Fungi; Glomeromycota; Glomeromycetes; Glomerales; Glomeraceae.
AUGGCAGAUGAAGCAUUUGAAAACCAGUCAUCACCCAAGAGGGGACGGGGACGACCAAAAGGCGUCAGAGGUACGGCUCGGCCUAGGACAACUCGAGGGAGAAGUCGAGGUAGAGGCAGGGGCAGAUCAGAGGAAGAAGAUUCAAUUUCGAUGGAAAUAAAUAGAACUCUUGAACAAGCAGGGCUACCUUCGUCGGAUAUUAAUUUGAAUUUGGAAGCAGAAAUAAAUCUUCCAACGUCUCCAUACUUGAGCAGAGCACCUUCUCCUACCCCCUCCUUGGCCUCAAUUUCGAGUGGUAGACGACUUGGUUCUUUAUCACAUGAUCUUCCAGCUCCUGGAAGAUUAGCUUCGGUGAGAACGGCACCAACUGGACAUUACUUUCUAUCAACAUCUUCAAGAGUUACAUUACGUGGAACACAAAAAAAAAUAUUUGUUCCGACAAUACCUGAAGCACAUAGAAGGUCUCAACCAACGAUAGCUGCCGACGCAAUUACCCCUGAAAUGUUUGAUAUAGGGGAUAAUGAACCGCUCACAUCUGGUACAGAUUUAAGAGGACGAGGAACAGAUCGAGGAAGAGGAACCCGUGGACGCGGCAGAUUUGUUCCAGAUAUGGUUGCAUCUGGACCGUUCGCAUUUGGUUCAAAUGCUAAUUUCCAGCCAUUGGACACUGCGAACGUUUUUAGCACUUCUGUUAUUGAAGAAAGGAAAAGUAGAACAGAUUAUGCUGAAGAUUUUGAAUCUUUCCGAGAAGAUCCUUGGGCACCAGAUAUACUUUUAGUUGAGCAUGAAAGAGAAGACACUGCUGGUAUAUUAGAAGAAAGAGAUAGAAACCGAAGUCGACGAACUUUCUUUUCUUUUUAUCCAUUAGGCAAGGAUGAAAAUCAUCUAUUAUGUUUUCAAUUGCCUACCGUCUUACCUGAGUUUGAACCAUCUAAACGUCCAAGGAUGAGUGGUCCGAAUGAUAGGUCGCCCCUUGACAAAGGAAAGGGUAGAGUUACGGAUAAACCAGGACCUGGUCCACCCGUAACGCAAUCGUCAGUAAAGGAGAAGGGUAAGAGUAAAGAAAGGGAACAAGACAAUUCUGAGGAUGCUGUCAAUGGUAAUAAUAAACCAGAGGGUCAGAUAGGACGACUAAUUGUGCGUAGAUCUGGUAAAAUGCAAAUGGUUUUUGGGGAUUUUACAUUUGAUGUCACGGCAGGUUUGAAUCGGACAUUUUUGGAGAAUGCUGUAGUGAUCGACCCUUCUCAAGAAAGUGUUUUUAAUUUAGGACAGAUCACGCAACACUUAGUCGUGAAACCAAACAUUUCAAGUUUAUUGAGUAAUAUGUAA